AUGAUCGGUUUGAGUCAUGAUAUGUACGCUGCUGAUGAUAUAUUUUAUUCCAUAGAUUAUGCUUCAAUAUUAUACGGAGCUGUUGUGAUGGAUUACCCAAACGACAAUAAUAAUAAUGCUAUAACUCACAGUAUUCGCCAUUUUAUUGUGGGAUCUUGCAAUGGCUUGAUUUUAUUAUUGACCGAAGAUAGUGAAAAAUUAUUUCUUUGGAACCCAUCCACAAGAGAGUACAAGGAAAUCAUAAGAGCACCGACGGCCGUAGAAAACCUUUCCUAUGGGUUUGGUUACGAUUUCAAAACUGAUAAUUACAAGUUGGUAUGCAUUGCAACUGGCCGGUCUGAUGAUGAUGGCGAGCUUGACAGUUUUUCUGAAGUUUAUUCAUACACAGCUGGUUCAUGGAGUAGAGGCGAAAACAUCCCUUAUGUGUAUUCUGAUGUAACCGGUGGUGUGCUUCUGAAUGGUGCUCUUCAUUGGUUAGGUGAAGAUGCUUCUCAUUGGUCAGACGAUACCGCCACCCGUAAAGAAACUAUAAUUUGCUUCGAUAUUAACAGUGAGAAGUUCAUGGAUUUGCAACUUCCAGAAGAAACUAUGACAUGUCCAGAAGAGAAAUUUAAUAUCCAUGUGCUGGGAGAUUCCCUUUGCUUAAUUUGUGGUGUCCGUAACGUUCGUGUUGAUGUAUGGGUUAUGCAAAAUUAUGGAGUGAGAGAAUCUUGGACAAAGCAAUUCAUCAUUACCCAAAAAGAAAUUAUUGCAGAUCCCCAUUCGUUAAAGAUCUAUGGCUCUGUUAAAGAUAGUGGGAUUCUAAUACAGGUUGGUGACACUCGGUUUAUACGACCCAAAGAAUGA
Molecule: messenger RNA, 846 nt
Organism: Papaver somniferum (opium poppy)
Lineage: Eukaryota; Viridiplantae; Streptophyta; Magnoliopsida; Ranunculales; Papaveraceae
Product: F-box/kelch-repeat protein At3g06240-like
Exons: 1
Coding region: 1-846 (281 amino acids)
Molecular function (GO): protein binding
Source: RefSeq, a predicted model, not a curated record